CACAUCAUCAUGUUUACUAAAAUUACGAUCCGGACCCGAAUCCACAUUAGCUUUCAUAGCUGGAUUAACAACACGAAUAUCCCCAGCAUUAUUGACAAUAUCUGCUGCAUCUCAAUUAUUAUCCCAAAGCAUCCGAGCAUUAGCUGCUAUUAAGUUAGCAUCUAAGAUGAGUCCACCACCUGCUGCG
This is a messenger RNA of Racocetra persica, 187 nucleotides long. The record is from the annotation of a GenBank genome assembly. NCBI's taxonomy places the organism in Eukaryota, Fungi, Glomeromycota, Glomeromycetes, Diversisporales, Gigasporaceae.